Messenger RNA from Parnassius apollo (apollo), 393 nucleotides. Lineage: Eukaryota; Metazoa; Arthropoda; Insecta; Lepidoptera; Papilionidae. The record is from the annotation of a GenBank genome assembly.
AUGAGAAGAGGCGCUUAUCGAGAAAGUGGGCCCAUAGCAUUGUCUCAACUUGAUAAUACGAUCAUGACAAAUCAGAGCGAGCAGUCCGAUGUUGAAGCGUCAUCUCCGAGAGAUCUUAAUUUAAACUAUAGAAACAUAAAUUAUAUGGAGGGUAGUGCGUUUGGAAGUUACAAAGCACAUCCCGCGAGCGGGCUAGACGCCCGCAGCGCGGUACAGGGUAGCGGGGCUGGCGCGGGUGGUGCGCGUGAUGAGUCACCGCAAACGGCGAGCGCGCCGAGCGCUCCGAGCGCGCAGCCAAGCUGCGAGGUAGCGCCGAACCGGACAGCGGAGCCAGCUGCGGGGCCAGCCCGUGUGUUAUCGUUCGCCGAGGUGACUAAAACAGAAGGAGGUUGA